AUAAUUAUUUCAUCUUAUUUAAAGUAGUAUAUUUACCACGGCGUUUUUAAAAGUGCAGAGGUGAUGGCCGAGUCACUAGAAGACUGGACAUUAGUAUGCCAAUUGUCGGAUCUAACCGGAACAAACCGAAAGAGGGUGAAGAUAGAUGACAGAGAUAUUGUUAUCAUAAAAGCUAAGGCAAACGUAUAUGCCUUAGAUAGUUUUUGUUACCAUGCUGGAGGACCUUUGUAUAGUGGAGACAUAGAGGACUUUGGAGGGAAGACUUGUAUUGUUUGUCCUUGGCAUAAAUAUAAAGUAGCCAUUGACCGAGGAGAAAUGGUGUACCAGUCCUGUGAUCCUCAUAACUUAAGAAAGCCUGCAGUUUGGAAAAGCAGUGGUGUUAAGCAAAGGACACAUGCAGUAAAGGUCAAGGAUGGGAAUGUCUAUGUGAGAUUUUCAGAUUGUACUGGGAAGGUUCCAUCUGACCAAUACAACAAUAAGGAAUACAGAGAGAGACUGGGGUUGUCAUGAAUCAUAUCUACAGCCAGGACAACAGUGAUAGUUGCAGACUGGAGUUGUCACAACGUGUGUCUACAACCAGGAAAAGAGCCAGAGGUUAUGUCGUGUCUACAGCAAGUACAACAGAGAGGUCUACAGAGACUGGGGUUG
Messenger RNA from Ylistrum balloti, 648 nucleotides. Its product is annotated as Rieske domain-containing protein-like. NCBI's taxonomy places the organism in Eukaryota, Metazoa, Mollusca, Bivalvia, Pectinida, Pectinidae. Gene Ontology annotation, molecular function: 2 iron, 2 sulfur cluster binding. The record is from RefSeq and is a predicted model, not a curated record. The transcript has 5 exons. Bases 64 to 510 code for a protein of 148 amino acids.